Pelobates fuscus (common spadefoot toad) is the source of this 1808-nucleotide messenger RNA. Its product is annotated as phospholipid scramblase 1-like. Gene Ontology annotation, molecular function: phospholipid scramblase activity. Gene Ontology annotation, biological process: plasma membrane phospholipid scrambling. The record is from RefSeq and is a predicted model, not a curated record. Gene Ontology annotation, cellular component: plasma membrane. The transcript is spliced from 8 exons. Lineage: Eukaryota; Metazoa; Chordata; Amphibia; Anura; Pelobatidae. Bases 190 to 1101 code for a protein of 303 amino acids.
CGCCCUGCUCUCCCUCCCCCCCAUUCCUCCAUUGGGCUGGAUCUGGUUUCUUUCCUCCCCCGACAGGAAAAAAUAUUCCGGACAAAACGAGUCUGAGUGUGAGUGAGAGACAGCUUUACGGGGGGCUGGAGACUCCCCAACUGCACCCUGGGGGAGGGCAACAAGGACGGCUGAGGUAUAUCCCACACGAUGGCAGCGCCAGGUUAUCCUUCACCCAUGGCUGGGUACUCUUCCCCACCAUAUCCCACCCCACCUUAUCCUGGCCCAUCAGCAACUCCUGCACCUUCAUCACCCGGUUUCCAUGACUACCCUGGUCCUGGAUACAGCAUUCCCCCACAUGACCACAUGCACCCCUCGAAACAUCCACAGCCAGCCCCUUCUCCAGGGGGAGCACCUUACCUGCCCGUGAGCACAGGAACUGCCACCUGUGGCCUGGCCUACUUGGAUCAGAUUGACCAAAUUCUAAUUCACCAGAAAACAGAGCUGCUGGAAGCCAUCACCGGUUUUGAGACCUGCAAUCAGUAUGAAUUGAGGAACAGUAUGGGUCAGCGAGUAUUCUCAGUGCGGGAGCGGAGCUCGCUGUGUGCACGCUGGUGCUGUGGCUCUCUCCGUCCUCUCACACUCCAAGUCUUUGACUCUUCGGGACGAGAGGUCAUUCAUUUCAUUCGUCCACUGAAAUGUGCGAGCUGCUGCUUCUCGUGCUGCCUACAGGAGAUGGAGGUUCAGAGUCCACCUGGACAUACCAUUGGGUACGUAGCACAGUCGUGGCAUCCAUUUGUUCCAAAAUACACCCUUCUAACAGAGACCCGUGAGCCAGUGUUGAAAGUAGUGGGACCGUGUAUCAUGUCAAACUGCUGUGGGGACGUCAAUUUUCAGGUGAAGCCGUUGUGCGAAUCGCGAAGUGUUGGCCUAAUCAGUAAGCAGUGGAGUGGUUUACCAAAGGAAAUUUUCACAGAUGCAGAUAACUUUGGGAUACAGUUUCCUAAAGAUCUGGAUGUGAAGAUGAAAGCAGUGUUAUUGGGAGCUUGUUUCCUCCUGGACUAUGUCUUUUUUGAGAGAUCGAGAGCCAAGUUGGAGCGGCAGACGGUGAUCAGUAGCUAACAGCCCAAAACUUGCCCCCCCUCCCUGAACCCCAAAUGAACUUUAACCCCUUCCUGCCGCUCCCCUCCUCCACAUACCUCUGGGAGGAUUAAUAUCCAUGGUUUACAAUUCUUGGUAUGAAUGCCUUUAUUCUGUACAGAUUUAAUAUUAUCUUAUCUAUAAUAAAAUUUACUCAGGAUACAAAAUGGAGCUGAAGUGGUCACUGUAAAGCAAAAACGGCUAACUUUGGAUCUGCUAAAAAUGGAAAUAUAAAGAGUGCCUGAAUGGUCGGGGGUAGUAGGAACCGGCAGGAUAUUAAUGGAUUGCCCCAGGACCCCAGCAGCGAUGGCCGCACGAAUAAAGGUGGAGAAACGUUUAACACUCACACGAAAUAAAUGUUGGAUACUCUGCAAAGAGAUGGCGUCCAAUAAACGAAUGCGUAACAGCGCUUCCAGUAACAAGCCCUUACUGUGAUGUGAAAAACAUGACACUAAACAGCGUUGUUUUCAUUUCCUAACGCAUCCCAUGUGAGUGCAUAGAUUAAAGAAACACUCCAAACACCAUAGACACUACAGGAGUGCCAUGGCACCCAGCCCUAAUAUCUGGGUGGGCCAGGCGCUGCCUCUAUUUGAGCCACAAGCUCUCUGCGUUGAGCUAAACCCCGCAGUGCACAGUUUAGCUCUUUGGCUGGGAUGAGCUCCGGAGAAGAAGUUCUGGCUCCCCAUAAU